Messenger RNA from Amphibalanus amphitrite, 1924 nucleotides. RefSeq names its product salivary glue protein Sgs-3-like. NCBI's taxonomy places the organism in Eukaryota, Metazoa, Arthropoda, Thecostraca, Balanomorpha, Balanidae. The transcript has 2 exons. The coding region runs from base 733 to 1725 and encodes 330 amino acids. The record is from RefSeq and is a predicted model, not a curated record.
GACACAACACACACACAACUGUCAAAAAGGCAGCCUUCCUUUGGCUUAGUAAUUCACUUAAUUCAUGAUUAACUGCUCAAAAGGCAGCCUUGCUUUGGCUUUAUAGUUCAUUUGAUUCCUAAUUUGGUAUGCUUAGCACAACUACUCAGUCAAGUGUAUAACACCAACAAAGUCUUGCACAAUCAGUCACGGGCUUUUGAAAGUACCGCACAUCAGGGAGGUGGAUCCAUCAAGCUUGACUGAAGAUUGAGGAAGGGCUGCUAACUUUGAGAAUCACUGAACUAAUUGACCUGGGGGAUGGACCAUGGAUGAAGAUAUGAAUUCAUUUUCAAUAUGGUGAUUUUUUUUGUUCUUGGUAAAUUGUUUAUAUACAGUUGUGACACCAUGGUUCAAGAAGAAAGGCCCCUGUAGAGAUAGCCCUGCCUUAGGUUAGAGAGGGAAUCAGGGAGGAGCAGGAGUGACGGCAUGAUGGCAUUAUCUAAUUUAUUGGUUGCUUAAGGGCAAGACACUCGCCACCAGCAGCUGCCAAUGGCGGCAGGCGGAUAAGAAACUGCAGUGCCACGUUACAAGACCACCAGCUGGCUGUACCCACGGCUGCCGACCGUCCUGUCGCUGUGAGGGCGACUGGCCACUGUCACCACAGCCAGUCGGGCGGACAUUUCUACAUCCAGCGCCCCCUCUCUCACUCUGUCGAGUGGACGUCUCUCUCCACAGUGCUCCGUCCUCAUCACCAUGGCGCUGCUGGCCCGUCUGACGGCUCUGUGCGCUGCGCUGGCCGCCGCCGGCGCCGCCUGUCCCUCUCCCGAGUGGCAGCUGUACCGCGGCCAGUGCUACUGGUUCUCGUCGUUCCCUCUCGAGUGGCGCUCUGUAGCCAGUGUGUGCGAGCUGCAGGCGCCCGGCUCGAGGCCCGUCUCCGUGCACGAUGUACAGGUGAACGCGUUUCUGACGGAGCAGGUGCUGCAGUAUCAGAGCGGCUGGCUGGGCCUGCGCCGCAGUGACACCGGUCGGCCGUGGGUUUGGUCGGACGGAUCCGUCUACGACUGGCACAACUGGGAGCCGCUGCAGCCGCACGGCGACGGUGAGAGGUGCGCGCUCAUCCACGAAGGCGGCACUGGUGGCUGGCGGACGGCCGACUGCAGCCUCGGCUACUAUCGCUUCAUUUGUCAGAAGGACGAGCAUCCCGUGACGACUGUGGAGCCUUCGACUACAGAGCUGCCGACUACGGAGCCAACGCCCACGGAGCCAACUACUACGGAGCCAGCGACUACCUGGCAAACCACUACGGAGCCAACGACUACCUGGCAAACCACGGAGACAGCGACUACCUGGCAAACCACGGAGACAGCGACUACCUGGCAAACCACGGAGACAGCGACUACCUGGCAAACCACGGAGACAGCGACUACCUGGCAAACCACGGAGACAGCGACUACCUGGCAAACCACUACGGAGCCAACGACUACGGUGCAAACCACUACGGAGCCAGCGACUACGGUGCAAACCACUACGGAGCCAACGACUACCUGGCAAACCACGGAGACAGCGACUACCUGGCAAACCACUACGGAGCCAGCGACUACCUGGCAAACCACUACGGAGCCAGCGACUACCUGGCAAACCACUACGGAGCCAACGACUACCUGGCAAACCACGGAGACAGCGACUACCUGGCAAACCACUACGGGGUCAACGAGCACGACUUUUUGGUACCAUAACGACGCAUGAAUUUUAUGCAUCGUCCUGAGCCACAUAGCGGAGGUAACGACUAUGGUGCACGUGACUGUCGCAGCACAACCGACUAUUGAAUGGUCGAAGACGGAAAACUAUGACAUCUAUGAACAAUGACAAUGAAAUGACAAUGUCAAUGAAAAGUAUGACACCGGCCAGUCGAAGACGGAAAUAGACAACUAUGUGUACCGAACAA